Molecule: messenger RNA, 3506 nt
Organism: Calidris pugnax (ruff)
Lineage: Eukaryota; Metazoa; Chordata; Aves; Charadriiformes; Scolopacidae
Gene: MPPE1
Product: metallophosphoesterase 1
Exons: 10
Coding region: 448-1641 (397 amino acids)
Biological process (GO): GPI anchor biosynthetic process; endoplasmic reticulum to Golgi vesicle-mediated transport
Cellular component (GO): endoplasmic reticulum-Golgi intermediate compartment
Molecular function (GO): phosphoric diester hydrolase activity
Source: RefSeq, a predicted model, not a curated record
GUUUUUUUCGUUCCCCUGAUCUGUAACACCGACUCUUUUGCUGCAGCUCUGUAGCUGUUUGGACAGCUUCCGAAGAAACUUGAUGUGUGAAAAAUAAUGUAAUGAAAAGCUUCCAGAGAAUGCAUAGAUAUUGAUAGCAAAAUGACAGGUUUUAUUUGUUUUAAGCUUUGUGUAGGUUGUGAGCAAGAAGAGUUGUAAGGUUAUUUGGGUUUAUAUUAUUUUUUGACGUGCCUAAUGCAAGUUAAACAACUUACUGGCAUUUUCUGUUCAAAUCGAUACUAUUUUUGUUGGAAGAGGAGACUAUCUAGGACUACCAAGUCUGCUUGCAGAUUCUGGGGGAUUUUGCACUGGUAUGAAGCCCAAUGUGGUCCUUUGAUUAGCCCCUGCUGCUUUCACCUACGAGAGGAGAACUGAGCCAUUGGGAAGGAGUCUGACGCUGGUACUGCAAUGUGGAGCUCGAGCUCAGCCACUGUGAAGAGCCUUCCUUUGAAGAAGAGGCUCUGUUUCCUGCUGAAACUCAUUUGCUUUGUCAUCUCAGUGUUAAUAUUUUGUGAAUUUUUAAUUUAUUAUGUGGUAAUUUUUCAAUGUCAAUGGCCAGAAGUGAAAGGUGGAGCUCACACAGGUAAAAAGGCUUCAACUUCAGUCCUGAAGGCCAUGAUUUUAGCUGAUACUCACCUGCUUGGUGAAAUCAAAGGACAUUGGCUGGACAAGCUAAGAAGGGAAUGGCAAAUGGAGAGAUCUUUCCAAACUGCCUUAUGGUUACUGCAGCCAGAUAUUGUUUUUAUUCUGGGAGAUGUCUUUGAUGAAGGAAAAUGGAGCUUACCUCAGGCUUGGGAGGAUGAUGUCAGGAGAUUUCGGAAAAUGUUUAAGUGCCCAGUUUCUACUGAGCUGGUGGUUAUCGUUGGGAAUCACGACAUUGGGUUUCAUUACGAAAUGACUACUUACAAGGUAAAUCGAUUUGAAAAGGUUUUCAACUUUACUUCAGGAAAGCUAAUAACCCGAAAAGGAAUAAACUUUGUCCUGGUGAACAGCGUGGCCAUGGAGGGGGAUGGCUGUGCUCUCUGCCGAACUGCAGAGGCAAAGCUGGUGGCACUUUCUCACAAACUGAAUUGCUCCCGGCAGACACCGAAUCAUUCCAACAAAAGAUGCAGUGAUGUGGAAAAGCUUCCAGCUUCAGAAGCCAUCCUUCUACAGCAUUACCCUCUCUAUCGGAAAAGUGAUGCCAAAUGCAGUGGAGAAGAUUCUGCUCCUCCAGAGGAGAAGAACAUCCCAUUUAAAGAAAAGUAUGAUGUGCUGUCUCAAGAAGCAUCACAAAAGCUGAUGUGGUGGUUUCAUCCCCGUUUGAUUCUCAGUGGGCAUACGCAUAGUGCUUGUGAAGUGCUGCACAUGGGGAAAAUUCCAGAAAUCAGCGUCCCGUCAUUCAGUUGGAGGAAUAGAAACAAUCCUAGUUUCAUCAUGGGCAGCAUAACACCAACUGACUUCUCCCUCCAAAAAUGCUUCCUUCCGUACGAGAGCAGAGUCUUUACUAUAUACUGUGCAGCAGGUGCUCUGCUUGUAAUCCUGAUACUAGCUCAUUUUCAGCUUCUCACUCCACCAUUUUAUUUUGCUCAGCGUUUAAUCAGUAAGCAUAAAGCAGUAUGAAGAGCCAGACAUCUGCAUUCAGUCACUGAAAUACCAAAGCUGAGAACAGUCAAACAUCAGACUAUAUUCAUGCCAGCAAAUGACCUAAUUUGAUUGCUAGUCUGAAGGCAGGUUGCAUUUACACAUACCAUAGAAGUCCUAUACAGCUGAUAUGACUACUACAGGAUAAAUAAUUAACUGAAAUGAACGUUUCAUGCUGUACAAAAAUACUGUAUUCUACAAUCAAAUGAGUCCUUUUCCUGCUAUAAUUUUUUUUUUGUAUCAAAUAUGUAUAUUAAAAGUGUAACUGUACAUUAUGUAAAUCCUAUAGCCUCAUCACUUCUCUGUGCUAGUGUCUUACCCUGGUGGAGGCUCAGUCCUGCAAACUGGAAACGUUUUUUCUGUUUUAUUGCUGCAUGGCCCUUCUAAUGUCAUACUUCUGUUUGUGAGGGUCAGGCAGAAACUAGAUACCUCAGCACUGAGAGAUGCGGAUCUCCGUAACCUUUUUUAGGCCGUCAUAUGUGAGGGACUGUGGUUUGGGACAAGAAAUCUUCCAGUUCCCGACACAUUAACUUAUCAGCUGACUACGACUGGCGGUUAUCGUCUACCAGACAACAACGGGAAGAAGCUUGUGGAUCCAGUUUGCUGAUAAGCACUUGAAACCUGCUUAAAAAAAAUAAUUAGGGUGACACCUCAAGCUGCUAUUUUUAGAAAGAUGUGCUAUGAUGAGCUAAAAAAAAAAAAAAAAAAAAAGAGGGCCCUAUUGCAUCCCAGAGAUCUGUGUGGUGAGGGGCCCUCCAGUUGCCGAUCUUCUGCAAGAAGGAAGGUCAAAUACAGCUGCAGUAACAUCACCCUGUGCCUCGGCCCUGGAGAGGGAUGGGGUUAGGUUCCUGCGGGGCCCACGAGGUCUGUUCACCUACAGGAGAGUCACGUUUGACCCACACUAGCUCUGCCCUGGGGAGGCCCCCCCGGGAGGCAGGACGGAGGGUGUAAAAUCCCGCAAGGGAGGAUGCCCCAACCCUACAGCUGCUCCCACCCGCCCCACAACACCCCCAGGGAUGACCUCACGCCAGGCCUGGGGCUUGUUUUUAAAGAAAAGACUCCCUGUUGUUGCUCGCUCUACUACUUUCUUUGGCAUGGGAAGUGAGAGAAUCUCUGCAUUUGGGAAUUUUGUUUAUUAUUAGCUUAUUCCACCCAGCCUGUCACUUUCUGGGAAACAGCUGAUGACUAAAUCGAACACAGGGAUAUCAAAGUCGACAAGUUUUUGGGAAGAGGAAAUGGUCAUGUUACAGUAUCUAAGAGGGGACUGUUUAUUGUCAAAUAGAAACACGGUCUCAAUUCCUCUGUAAUCUGAAUUUAAAAAGAUGACUGACAGGGGUUUGUAACUAGUAACGAUGCUUAAAAAGUUAAUCAAACUUGCUGAUUUAUAUGCCAAUGUGGGGAAUGUGUUAGCUCUUUAUCUCUCCCUAAAUUUAAAGUGAAGUGAGGGGAGAAUGGUCCAAAGUGUGGUAAAACACUCUAUAAAGUAAUGUAGUCUAACACUUUUCUAGGUUUCUGUUAUUGCAACUGUAAUUUUAGACAUUUGUACAGGUUAUCUUGGACACAGGAAAAGUAUAUAGUCACAGACAUAAAACACCUAUGUAUAAAAUAUAAAGCAGUGUUAUAGUUACUAAAAAGGACAUGCCUUAUUGCUACAGCAAUUCUUGCUUUUUAUAUAUUGUACUGUACCACAACUUGUUUUGAGAAUGUCAUUUGCAUAAAUUAUUCAAGUUUGAGAAAUAUUCACACAUUUUGAUUCUACAAUAUUUAAAAUAAAACAAUUUUCUAAUGUGUCUCUUUAUUAAAAGAGAAAUAAAAAUGUCAUCUUGUAAUUCUCUUAGGCCAGA